AUGAAUAUUAACGAUGAAAAUAGAAAUAGCAAAACGAACUUAUUUGACGAUUAUGAUGACAUUAACAAUGUUGAUAAUGAAGAUCAACGAAGCUUUUUUAAUACUGAUGAUAUCAAAGGUGAUAAUGAUUUAUGUGAUGACAGCAUUAUUGGAAACAAUGUAUCCGAAUCUGGUGGUGACAAUUCUCAUUAUAGUGGUAGUAAUGAUGACAAAAACAUAGGUCAUUGA
Molecule: messenger RNA, 228 nt
Organism: Entrophospora candida
Lineage: Eukaryota; Fungi; Glomeromycota; Glomeromycetes; Entrophosporales; Entrophosporaceae
Source: the annotation of a GenBank genome assembly